AUGCACCUCCGCGAGCCGGUCGAACAACUCGGUGGAAAUCAUCUGGACGAAGCGAGGUCCGAAUCGGUCAUUUGCCACGACGAGCUUUUACCGUGGCGCCGCGCCUCUGCAAAACAAGAUGUCCCAACAUUUGAUGUCAUGCACCAUUCGAGUUUCCUUCGGCACGCCAUCGACCAGCCAAGCAUGGUAAAACGCGGCUGCCACUGGUGGCCCUUAAUUCUAUCUGCUGUUGUUGUGGCCGCGGGCGUCGUGAUCGCCACGUACUUCACCAAGACGGGGCUGUUUGCGCCAAGCACGGGCGACCCUCCAAACACGACUGCUGCAAACAUCUCGGCCAACUCGACCAAGCCAAAUGCCACCGAGGCCAACGUGACGGUCGUGUGCGAUUCGCGGCGAAUGUUCCUGGACGACCAGAACAAGUGUCAAGCAUGCCCCGAGCCCAACAAGACGUUCUCCAUCUUCUGGCAAAGCCACACUGAUGGCUGCCGCGAGUUUAUGAAGACGGCGGCGUUCCAAUACGUCACGCACGUAUACUGGGGCUUUGCGGUAAUCAACAACAAAACAGGCGCGGUCGCGCAGACAUUCCAAGGCAACGACGCCACGCUCUUGGACUGCGUGAACGCCAUGAAGAAAAAAUGCGUGCAGCAGUAUGCCAGCAUUGGCGGCGCCACGGAACGCGCAAACUUUGUCGCGUUGAACACGCCCGAAAAGAUUGCAACGUUUGGUCAAACAGCAGCAGCGUUGGUGAAGAAAUUUGGCUUUGACGGGAUCGAUAUCGACGACGAAAGCGGAAACAUCCUGGCUGGCGGCAAUUGGAAAAGCAAUGCCAGCUCCCACGUUGUGUCGUACCUGCUCGCGAUUCGCAAGGCCCUCGACGACCUCGACCGCAAACCGAACGAGCCACGGUUUGGACUCACGUGGGACGAGUUCCCGACCUCCGUGGACUCGAAUUGCAAUGAUCCCAACGGUGACUACCAGCGAUGCUACAACCCGACGAUCGGCGAAGUCGUCGAUCAAGUCAACUUGAUGAUGUAUAAUGUCGAACGAGGGUCGGCCUACGACACAUUGCUCAACGUGACGAUUCCGACAGUUUGGACUGCAGCCGUGCCGCCAUCGAAACUUGUCUUGGGGGGGUGCGUCGGCAAGCCUGGUGACGAAGGUGCGUGUGCGUUUGGUGCGUCGCCAUCUCUGCCCCAGUUGCAACGGUAUGCAUCGGAUGGCUACACCAAGUACGGUGGCACGAUGCUUUGGACUGGUUCGGCAGACUAUCAGCUGAACAAAGGCACGACCGUUGAAGCCAUGGGCAAGUCCAGCGGCUAUGGCGCGUCACCACCUGUACCAUCGACCAAAUAAUGCAACCGGAGCAGCACGAUCCGCUCAGUAAAUCAAUCUUUGCGUACACAACCACCAUCUAAG
Molecule: messenger RNA, 1416 nt
Organism: Aphanomyces invadans
Lineage: Eukaryota; Oomycota; Saprolegniomycetes; Saprolegniales; Verrucalvaceae
Exons: 6
Coding region: 1-1353 (450 amino acids)
Biological process (GO): carbohydrate metabolic process
Molecular function (GO): chitin binding; hydrolase activity, hydrolyzing O-glycosyl compounds
Source: RefSeq, a predicted model, not a curated record